AUGCAGCCACUCAUCCUCUACACGGCGGGAACGCCCAACGGACAAAAGGUGUCCAACUUCACCGAGGAGCUCAAAGCAGUCUACCCCGACUUCAAGGUCGACUACCACAGCAUUUCUCUGGGGAAAAACGAACAGAAGGAGGAAUGGUUCCUCAAGAUCAAUCCGAACGGACGCAUUCCCGCUCUCAAGGAUCCCAACCGUGCCGAUCACUGCGUUUUUGAGACUGCUUCGAUCAUCUUGUACUUGGAAAAACACUACGAUCCCAAGCACAUCUUCAGCUGGUCCGACAAUGGCGAUGGUGUGGAUAAGAGGAGCGAGGUGCUCAGCUGGAUGUUCUUUAUCCAUGGCGGCGUCGGGCCGAUGCAAGGUCAAGCGAACCACUUUGUCCGCUACGCACCGGAAGACAUCCCGUACGGCAAGUCGCGCUACGUUACGGAAACUAAACGUCUCUACCAAGUGCUCGACUCUCGACUCAAACACCAUGACUGGCUCGUGGGAGACAAGUACUCGAUUGCCGAUAUCAACGCGUACCCUUGGCUGCAGUACUAUAAAUGGGCUGGUCUCAAGGAUGAAGAUGUCCCCCAGAGCGUCAAGGACUACAUCGACCGAAACUGGAACAGACCCGCCGUGCGCGAGGGAAUGAAGGUCCCCAACGGUAACACGGAUUGGGUCGAGAAAAUGCGCAGCAACGACUUCUUCGAAGUGCACCUCAAAGAGGCCAACGAAAAGGCGGCGCUGGCAAGCAAGUGGAUCCAGGAUGGCAUGAGCAAGGAUCGCGAGAGCAAGGCUUGA
Molecule: messenger RNA, 792 nt
Organism: Mycosarcoma maydis (corn smut)
Lineage: Eukaryota; Fungi; Basidiomycota; Ustilaginomycetes; Ustilaginales
Product: putative theta class glutathione s-transferase
Exons: 4
Coding region: 1-792 (263 amino acids)
Source: RefSeq, a predicted model, not a curated record